GAGAAGAGAGUGGUUUAACUGUCCCGCUUUGAUAUCUCCGCCCCUCUCUACUAAACUCUUAACGGACUUAUCAAAGCCCUCUCUCUCCGACUUCAAAACCCAACUAUAUUUCAACCCCUCAGAUCUCUCUCCCCCUUCAGUCUCUCACUCGCUCCCAUUCUCUCUCUCGCCUGAAAAAUCCUCAAAAUGCAGUCGUCUCUCACUCUCUCCGUCUCUUCCCACACCUCCCUCACCAUUCCCAGAUCAAACCACGCGUUCGAACCUUCAUCCAAGCCUAUAAACCUCCGUUUCUGCGGCCUCAGGCGAGAGGCCCUGGGGUUCUCUUCGCUCAGACAACGCUCCGAUUCGCACCGAGUCCGCCUCGCCUCGUCGACUCGCGGACGACGCGUCUUCGUCUCGGCGGCCUCGGUUUCCGGUAACGGAAGCCCACCGAAGUCGUUCGAUUACGACCUGCUCAUUAUCGGCGCCGGUGUCGGCGGACACGGAGCUGCUCUCCACGCUGUCGAGAAGGGUCUGAAGACUGCCAUUAUCGAGGGAGAUGUGGUGGGAGGAACAUGUGUAAACAGAGGUUGCGUUCCUUCCAAGGCUCUUCUGGCUGUGAGUGGUCGGAUGCGUGAGCUUCAAAAUGAGCAUCACUUGAAGGCUUUGGGUUUGCAGGUUUCAGCAGCUGGGUAUGAUAGACAAGGAGUGGCUGAUCAUGCAAACAAUCUUGCUACAAAAAUUCGCAGUAGUUUGACGAAUUCUAUGAAUGCACUUGGGGUGGACAUACUGACAGGUUUUGGCACAAUUCUGGGCCCUCAAAAGGUGAAAGUUGGAUCCAACAAAGUAGUAACUGCAAAAGAUAUAAUUAUUGCUACUGGUUCUGUUCCUUUCGUUCCAAAGGGCAUUGAAGUCGAUGGGAAGACUGUAAUUACCAGUGACCAUGCACUCAAGUUGGAAUUUGUUCCUGACUGGAUUGCCAUUGUAGGAAGUGGAUACAUUGGUCUUGAAUUCAGUGAUGUAUACACUGCACUUGGGAGUGAGGUUACUUUUAUCGAAGCUCUAGAUCAGCUCAUGCCUGGAUUUGAUCCCGAGAUUGGGAAGUUAGCCCAAAGGGUUCUAAUAAAUCCACGAAAAAUUGACUAUCAUACAGGAGUAUUUGCAUCCAAGAUAACUCCAGCUAAGGAUGGGAAGCCAGUCAUUAUUGAGCUAAUUGAUGCAAAGACUAAGGAACCUAAAGACGCAUUGGAGGUAGACGCGGCAUUAAUUGCAACUGGAAGGGCUCCAUUCACUGAGGGUCUUGGCUUGGAUAGUAUUAAUGUAGCAACACAACGUGGUUUCAUUCCUGUUGAUGAGCGGAUGCGAGUUAUUGAUUCAAGUGGCAAUCUGGUCCCUCACUUGUAUUGCAUUGGUGAUGCUAAUGGUAAGAUGAUGCUUGCUCAUGCAGCCAGUGCACAAGGAAUUUCAGUGGUUGAACAAGUCACUGGAAGAGAUCAUGUGCUCAAUCAUCUAAGUAUACCUGCAGCUUGUUUCACCCAUCCUGAAAUCAGUAUGGUUGGAUUGACAGAGCCUCAAGCAAGGGAGAAAGCUGAAAAAGAGGGAUUUGAAAUUAGCAUUGCUAAGACAAGUUUUAAGGCUAACACAAAGGCCCUAGCAGAAAAUGAAGGGGAGGGACUUGCUAAGUUGAUAUACAGACCCGACAAUGGAGAGAUACUUGGAGUCCAUAUCUUCGGGUUGCAUGCUGCGGACCUCAUCCAUGAAGCAUCCAAUGCAAUAGCUUUGGGGACACGCAUUCAGGACAUCAAAUUUGCAGUUCAUGCACAUCCAACCUUGUCCGAAGUGCUUGAUGAACUGUUUAAAUCAGCAAAAGUUAAAGCUCAUGCUUCUAGCCCAGGUGUUUCAACGAAUUAUUCGUCUCCAAGCAUCAGAAGAGAUCUGCACAUUCGAGAAAGAAAGAACAUACAAAGGGAACUGCUCAAUUUCUUGGAGGCAGUUGGUGCCAGAAUACGUCCCAUCUUGGCAUCUUGGUAUCCUAGUUUUGUCUUUCUCCUUACCGAUAUACUUUUAACCAUGAUCCUUUAAUUUGGAAAACUUUUUGCACCAAAUUUUGGAUAAUAUAUUACAAGAGGCCUUAUAGUAGUAGUGAGGGUUAUUACUU
Messenger RNA from Alnus glutinosa, 2137 nucleotides. Its product is annotated as dihydrolipoyl dehydrogenase 2, chloroplastic-like. Gene Ontology annotation, cellular component: mitochondrion; oxoglutarate dehydrogenase complex. Gene Ontology annotation, molecular function: dihydrolipoyl dehydrogenase (NADH) activity; flavin adenine dinucleotide binding. NCBI's taxonomy places the organism in Eukaryota, Viridiplantae, Streptophyta, Magnoliopsida, Fagales, Betulaceae. The coding region runs from base 187 to 2061 and encodes 624 amino acids. The record is from RefSeq and is a predicted model, not a curated record. The transcript is spliced from 16 exons.